AUGUGUUCAUGUAAAUAAAAAAUUGCUAUUAGCGUACGGAAAUACCCAAAAUGUCGUACGUUUUGGGUGUUGUAAAAGACCCCGAAACUUUUAUAUAAAACGAUAGUUAUCACAUAUCAGGCAACACGUGUUAUCUCUCCCUGUGACGUAAGACAACCUUGUCGCAUGCUCCGUCAACAACCAAUCCUGCGCAAUAAAAACGCAUAAAAAUAUAAAAGCGUUCAAAAACAAUUAGGAUUUUCUCAUUUCCCUUUUACUUUAGUUUCGUUUGUAAAUAAGAUUGAAAGUCACUAUUGUGUAGUGUAAUGAGCGAUUUCAAGCAAGGCUGUUCUCCUUGACGUCGUUCUCCAUCACGUUUCUUUGACGUACAGCGACGUUUCUUCGUGAUCUCCCGACGGCUAAUCCUGGGCAGUGCGCAACAAAAACGCAUGCGGAUAAAUGUAUAAAGGUUUAAACACGCAGCACUGAGGAUCUUCUUAUUUUACUUUGACUUUAUUGUUGUUUGUAAUAAAUAAUAAUAAAAAAACACUUUUUCAUAGUGUAAUAAGGCAUGUCAAUAUUCAUAGCUGAGACUGUCCGCAUCGAGUUGUCGUCAGUGCUGCCGCUUCUCCCAGCACUAGCUACCGCUGCUCGGCAGCUUCUUGACUUCAUUCCGCGGGCUUGAUGUGGAAAUAAUAAACAUUCUGUAAUGGAAGGCAGUACGAGAGGAUUUUAUUUCAACACGGUUCUGUCGCUGGCCCGCUCGCUAGCUGCCCACCGUCCUGCCCCGGCAGAGAAAGUCCAGAAGCUACAAUGCAUGUGUCCAGUGGAAGUCCGUGGUGUGUUCACUUUAGAUGUGCGUCGCAGAGAUGCAGUUAUCGCUCUCGCUGUGUUUCUGGUAGAGUCUGGCUUGCAGCACAAAGACACACUUGUUCCCUACUUGCUGAGCCUUCUGAGAGGGCUGCCACGGGUUCAGUGGAUUGAAGAAGGGUUGGGUAAGAAAGGAAAAGAAUUUCUUCCAGUUGCAGAAAACUUCAGCUUCUGUCUUGUAACACUUUUGUCUGAUGUGGCUCAGAGAGAUCCAGGCUCUCGACUAGAGAUUUUGAACACCAUACUGGAGGUUACGCAAACAUUACAAGAGAUUUGUCAAACACCUGAUAAUCAUGACAAACUCUUCCUGUGCAGGUACGUUGUCCCCAGUCUGCUCGGCAUGACUCGAGCGUUUGGCCGCUACAGCAACACGGAGGAAGCCCUGCUGUCCAAGCUGUUCCCCAAGGAUUUGCCUCAGUCCCGCUGCAUGGCGGAGGAAAACGAGGGRGUUCGACGCCGAUCCUUCAACGACUUCCGUUCCAUCCUGCCGUCCUCGCUGCUCACCGUGUGCCAGAGCGACACGCUGCGCAGGCGCACCCCGGCCCACCUGGACACCCCUUCGCAGGUCUCCACAGAUCCAGCAGGCCACUCGCCCUGCUCUCCCACAACACCGGGUCCGCAUUACUUUGAAGGUGCUUAUCUUCCAGACAGCAGCACGGUAGACCCCGACUACUAUUUCUCCACAGUCAGCUCCAGUUUCUCAGUAUCUCCUCUGUUCAUGGGAGCUGGUGAAAACGAGGUGGAGGUGCCCGUCGAUCUGCUCCGACAGCUGCUUGGCAUGGUGAAAAACUUUGUGUCCGACCCCUUUUUGAAAACUCUGGACACCACAGUGACAGAACUUACAGAGUCUAAUCCUGGAGUCAGCCUCUAUUACAAAACCUUCAGCGACCCCCUCUAUGUGUGUGUGUUCAAAAUGCUGCGGGACACACUGUACAACAUGAAAGCUGUGCAGCCAGCAUUUGUGCGAGAAGUUCACGACUUCGUCCUGGAGCAGUUCAGCAGCAGCCAGUCAGAGCUGCAGCGGGUGCUGCAUGACACGGGGACGCUGACGGGCGACCUGAGCCCCCUCAAGCUUCGCUGUCAAGCCAACGCCGCCUGCGUGGACCUCAUGGUGUGGGCCGUCAAAGAUGAGCAAGGAGCUGAGAAUUUGUGCACAAAACUGUCUGAGAAGCUUCAGUCAAAAACCUCCAGUAAAGUCAUCAUUGCUCACAUGCCGCUGCUGAUUUGUUGCCUACAGGGUCUGGGUCGUCUCUGUGAGAGGUUUCCAGUUGUUGCUCACUCUGCUACAACUUCUCUCAGGGAUUUUUUGGUGGUUCCAUCCCCAGUUCUUAUAAAACUCUACAAAUAUCACAGCCAGUACAGCACAGGCACAGGAGAAAUCCGGAUAAAUGUGACAAACGAGCAUUCUCAGUCAACUAUCAAUGUGCUGGCCAACAAGCGGGACCAGCCCUCCAUGUACGAGCAGCUCAGAGACAUUUCUAUUGACAACAUCUGCAGAUGCCUGAAAGCCGGUUUGACGAUGGACCAAGUGAUUGUUGAGGCUUUUUUAGCCAGUCUGUCCAACCGUCUGUACAUUUCACAGGAGAAUGAGAAGGAUGCUCAUCUGAUUCCAGAUCACAACAUCCGAGCGCUGGGUCAUAUCGCAGUGGCUUUGAGGGACACUCCCAAAGUCAUGGAGCACAUUUUACAAAUCCUCCAGCAGAAGUUCUGCCAGCCUCCGUCGCAGCUGGAUGUGCUCAUUGUGGACCAGCUGGGCUGUAUGGUCAUUACAGGAAACCAAUACAUCUACCAGGAGGUGUGGAAUCUGUUUCAGCAAAUCAGCGUGAAAGCCAGUUCUGUUGUCUACUCUGCCACCAAAGACUACAGAGAUCAUGGUUACAGGUCAGCUUCUGCUAUAAGAUCAGAGUUUGGUUGUUAUGAUUUGUGUAACGGAGCGUUUUUUGCCUUAUAUUUGUCAUGGUUUUCCCACUKGCAGUUGACCAGGCGACUUCCACCAAUCAAAGAGGCCAAGCCUCGUCUCCAGAAGCUGUUCAGGGACUUCUGGUUGUACUCUGUGGUCAUGGGCUUUGCUGUGGAAGGAUCAGGGCUUUGGCCAGAGGAGUGGUAUGAAGGUGUGUGUGAGAUCGCCACCAAGUCUCCCCUCCUCACCUUUCCCAGUGGAGAACCUCUUCGUUCUGAACUGCAGUACAACUCGGCUCUGAAAAAUGACACUGUGACAGCGGCUGAGCUGAGCGAACUGCGGUUAACCAUCAGUAACCUCCUUGAUCCUCCUCCUGAAGGAUCUGCCCUCAUUAAUAAGCUGGACUUCGCCAUGUCCACGUACCUGCUCUCAGUCUACCGAUUAGAAUAUAUGAGGAUGCUGCGAUCCAAUGAUGCUGAUCGAUUUCAAGUCAUGUUUCGGUACUAUGAAGACAAGGCAAUCCAAAAAGAUAAAUCAGGCAUGCUACAGUGCAUUAUUUGUGUUGGUGAUAAAGUUUUUGAUGUCUUCCUCCAGAUGAUGGCUGAGAAGCCCAAAACUAAAGAACAUGAGGAAGAACUUGAGCGCCACGCUCAGUUCUUAUUGGUCAACUUUAACCACACCCACAAGAGGAUCCGCAGAGUGGCCGACAAAUACCUCUCUGGUUUGGCCGAGACAUUCCCCCAUCUUCUGUGGAGUGGUCGAGUCUUGAAGACCAUGCUAGAUAUUUUGCAAACACUCUCACUGUCUCUAAGUGCUGACAUUCACAAAGAUCAGCCGUACUACGACAUUCCUGAUACUCCUUACCGAAUCACUGCUCCUGAUACUUAUGAAGCUCGAGAGAGCAUAGUAAAGGACUUUGCAGCUCGCUGUGGUGAGAUAUUAAAAGAAGCAAUGAAAUGGGCCCCUUCUGUAACAAAGUCCCACCUACAGGAGUACCUGAACAAGCAUCAGAUCUGGGUGUCGGGCCUGUCCCAGCACACGGGGCUGGCCAUGGCCACAGAGAGCAUCCUGCACUUCGCUGGCUACAACAGACAGAGCACUACACUGGGCACCACUCAGCUGACAGAGAGACCAGCAUGUGUGAAGAAGGACUACUCCAACUUUAUGGCUUCACUCAACCUACGAAACCGUUACACAGGAGAGAUCCCCAGGACAUGUCGGUGAACAGCCUGUCCGUGAUGGCGGUGGCAGACAGCCGCAGCAGCCUGGACGUGGCUGUAGGCCAGCGGCAGCAGAUUCCUCAGGGAUGGAUCAACACUUACCCUCUCUCCUCUGGGAUGUCCACCCUUUCCAAGAAGUCAGGGCUUUCUAAGAAAAGCAACCGAGGCUCCCAGCUGCACAAAUAUUACAUGAAACGCAGGACUCUCUUACUGGCUUUACUGGCCAGUGAGAUUGAGCGGCUGACCAUAUGGUACAACCCGUUAUCCACCCAGGAGCUAGCUAUCACGACAGAGCAGUCGGUGGAGACCAGUAUAGCUAACUGGAGGUCCAAAUACAUCAGCCUGACAGAAAAACAGUGGAAAGACAAUGUCAACCUGGCGUGGAGCAUAGCUCCUUACCUCGCCCUGCAGCUGCCUGCCAGAUUCAAAAACACAGAGUCCAUUGUUUCUGAGGUGACACGUCUGGUGCGAAUGGAUCCAGCAGCUGUGUGUGACGUUCCUGAGGCAGUCAAGUUCUUGGUAACGUGGCACACAAUUGAUGCCGACUCCCCAGAACUGAGCCACAUCCUGUGCUGGGCCCCAGCAGACCCUCCGACUGGACUGUCCUACUUCUCCUCCAUGUACCCCCCUCACCCCCUCACAGCCCAGUACGGGGUCAAAGUGCUGCGCUCCUUUCCUCCUGAUGCCAUUUUAUUUUACAUUCCUCAAAUCGUCCAAGCUCUUCGGUACGACAAGAUGGGUUAUGUCAGAGAGUACAUCUUGUGGGCCGCUCAGAAGUCUCAACUUCUGGCUCACCAGUUCAUCUGGAACAUGAAGACCAACAUUUUCUUGGAUGAAGAAGGACACAACAAGGACCCUGAUAUUGGCGAGCUGCUAGAACAGAUGGUGGAGGAGAUCACUGGCUCCCUGUCGGGUCCGGCUAAAGACUUUUACCAGAGAGAGUUCGACUUCUUCAACAAGAUUACCAAUGUGUCUGCCACUAUCAAGCCUUUCCCAAAAGGGGAGGAGAGGAAGAAGGCCUGCCUGGAGGCCCUGUCGCAGAUUAAAGUCCAGCGUGGCUGUUACCUUCCCAGUAACCCAGAGGCCAUAGUUUUAGAUAUAGACUAUAAGUCUGGAACUCCCAUGCAGAGUGCUGCUAAAGCUCCAUACCUCGCCAAGUUCAAAGUUAAGAGAUGUGGAGUCAGUGAGCUUGAAAAAGAAGGCCUUCAGUCCCGCUCAGAUUCUGUAGAUGAGGUGAAAAAUGAAGAAGAGGCCAGGAGAGUCUGCUGGCAAGCCGCCAUCUUUAAAGUUGGAGACGACUGUAGACAGGACAUGUUGGCUCUUCAGAUCAUCAGCUUGUUUAAGAACAUCUUCCAGAUGGUGGGCCUGGAUCUCUAUGUGUUUCCUUACAGAGUUGUGGCCACGGCUCCUGGAUGUGGAGUGAUUGAGUGCAUCCCAGACUGCAAGUCUCGAGACCAGCUGGGCCGACAGACGGACUUUGGCAUGUACGACUACUUCAGGAACCAAUACGGAGAUGAAUCCACGCUCGCGUUUCAGAAAGCUCGGUACAACUUCAUCCGCAGCAUGGCAGCUUACAGCCUGCUGCUCUUCCUGCUGCAGAUAAAAGACAGACACAAUGGAAACAUCAUGCUGGACAGUCAGGGUCACCUCAUCCACAUCGAUUUUGGGUUCAUGUUUGAAAGUUCUCCCGGCGGGAACCUCGGCUGGGAGCCAGAUAUCAAACUCACCGACGAGAUGGUGAUGAUCAUGGGUGGAAAGAUGGAGGCGACACCGUUCAAGUGGUUCAUGGAGAUGUGUGUGAGAGGAUACCUGGCUGUGAGGCCCUACAUGGAUGCUGUGGUCUCUUUAGUGAACCUGAUGUUGGACACCGGUCUUCCCUGCUUCAGAGGACAGACCAUCAAACUACUCAAGCAGCGGUUCAACCCAGGUUUGAGUGAAAAAGAUGCAGCUUCCUUCAUCAUUAAAGUUAUCCAGAAUUGUUUCCUCAGCAACAGGAGUCGGACGUACGACAUGAUCCAGUAUUACCAAAACCAGAUCCCAUACUAAGAGUUUGUGCCUGAGCAUGUGCACAUACUGGCUGGUACAUGAUUUGUGCACGUGUGCCUUUGUCGAAUUCCCAACUAAAGAAGUUUCUGCUAAUUGUAUAAUUAUUUUUGUGCGUUUGCUUUAGCUUUCCUUAUUUAUUAAGUUGAAACAGCGUUAUUGUCAAUGAUUUGAACCAUUGCACUAGCAUCUUGACUUCUGUGGACUUAGAGUGAUGCCUCCUGGUAAUUUGCACGCUCAGUAAAUAGUGUAUCCGAGUUUGUGACGAUCCUUCUUAGUAAUACUUGUGAAUGUGGGUUCUGGGGUGUUAGAAGAUUAAAUGUAAAGUAGCUAUAAAUAUACUGGUUUCUGUUCUGACCACCGUGGCCUAUUGUCAUCCUGUACUGGGCUGUAUCCCUGUGCUUCUCUCUUUAAAACAAACCAGUCGGAGUUCUUUGAUCCGUGCCAUUGAUCUCCGUCUGUAUUUAACAGUGAGACUCGACUGUAUAGAAUUAAGUUACACUGUGUGUUCCUUUUUGAGGCUUUCAUUUCCACUUUCAUCAGGAGAAUAGAUGUGCACCACUUCUAGAAAACACCAGGACUGAGUUUUGUAUAAUUAGCAGUGCCAAAGGGGGGGAGGGAAGAUAAUUCAAUUCAGUUCAAAUUCAAAAAUACUUUAUUGAUCCCAGAGGGAAAUUUGGUGCACUUAAAAUAAGCCCCACCCCCCAACAGUCUGUGUAUAAGAGUAAGUUUAAAAUGUCAGGCCGUUGCAUGAAGUUAAAUGUUAACCAUCAUGUAAAGUUUGUGUUUAAUGUAGCUUUUGGUGAGAUUUUAUUCCAGAGUGCUGUGCCCCACUGUCACCAUGUCGUCAUUGAUUGUUAAUCGUUGUAAAGAUUUUGCUUCUCUUUGUAAAUUUAUAUCCAUAAUCCAUCUUCUGUCUCCUUUUCUAUUUUCAUGCUUUUUGAAUGAAAAAGCAUCAGAUGAAAUCAAAUAAAGUUCUGUUAACUUAAAGAAA
Molecule: messenger RNA, 7006 nt
Organism: Austrofundulus limnaeus
Lineage: Eukaryota; Metazoa; Chordata; Actinopteri; Cyprinodontiformes; Rivulidae
Gene: pi4kab
Product: phosphatidylinositol 4-kinase, catalytic, alpha b
Biological process (GO): phosphatidylinositol-mediated signaling; phosphatidylinositol phosphate biosynthetic process
Cellular component (GO): plasma membrane; cytoplasm
Molecular function (GO): 1-phosphatidylinositol 4-kinase activity
Source: RefSeq, a predicted model, not a curated record